CAACAUUUUUUUUCCUGGAAAAAGAAAAGCUAAGGCUGGUUGUGGUUCGAGUAACUGCAGUCGAUCACUGACAUUUAAUGCAGAAAAAAAAGGCUCAAAAAGGCGACAGCUACAAAAAGAUGAGACGAAAAUUGGGUGUAAAAUGUUUGGGGAGCGGGACGUUCACACUCCCCUCCCACCCCACCCCUAAGCCCCCACUCCCCUGUGUCUCACAAUACACUAAUAUUGAGCAAGGAUUGCAUGACAAGCCAACAGGAACAUCCGUUAGCUAGCUGAAACCUGAUCCAAAGACAUAAUGGCUUUCCAGAAAACCUCUUUUCAGACAUCGCUAUUCGUUUCCUUCGCUUUCUUUCUCUCUGCAGGUGUUACGUGUACCAGGGGAAUAACUGUUUGCCCAAAAUCGAGCUCGAACUUCACCGUCGCGUUCCAGUACGACCCUCCAUACGUGAAAGUCAAUGGCACAAAGUGGAAAGGCUUACUCUACGAUUUCGUACAAUGGGGUUUAAUCCGAUGUUUUCAUCAAUACAGCUGCAACACGAAAGCGAUCCAUUGGAAAGAAAUUUUCUCCGCAGAUCGUUUGAGCUCAGUCGUUCUAGACAAAACGACAGAUAUCGCAAUGCCGAUCACACCGUCUCUCUCUUCGUCGCUGACCGAGGAAUUGAGAAACUCGAGGUUCACUGGCGUCACGCUUGUUACCGUCGUCAAAUCCCCUGGACUAGCCUUGGUGAUCGAUUAUCAUGCUUGUAAGAUGAAGACAGAGAAGUUGACUACCAGCACAAUCCUGUCUGCUUGGCCUGUUGGUGCUGUGAUUUUACUCCUGGCUGGUAUCUCGGGGAUCUCUAUCUGGGCACUGGAAAGCAGCAGCAACCAGCAAGACUUCCCAUUAUCCUUUGGAAAGGGAUCAUCCGAGGGAUUCUGGUGGGCUCUUAUUACUAUGACAACGGUCGGGUAUGGAGACAAGGUUCCCCGGACAAUAUACGGUCGAAUGUUUUCCGUGCUGUGGAUUCUCACAGGCGUCUGUCUUAUCGCCAUCUUUACUGCUGCUGUGACCAGUGCAAUCACUGUAUCUUCUGUCGACUCCGACUGUAAAAGCACGCAAGGAAAACACCUCGCUGCUUUGAAUGGGUCUGCUGCUGAAAAGGAAGCCAGGCAUCAAGGGGCGAAUGUAACAACGUUUGAGAUGGAGUCAAAGAUGUUUGACAGCUUACAAGCAGGUGAAGUUGAGGGCGUCAUGUUGGACAGGUAUAAAGCUUAUUAUUACCUGGACCAACUGAAAAACGAUCACUUCCGAGUGGCCCUGCUCCUCGAUGUUUCACUGCAAUAUGAAGUCGCUUUGGCGGACAGAGGCUUUCCUGAGUUUACAGCCAAGAAUGGAUGUCUGACAAAAUUUUUCGCCAAUUCGCAUCGCGUGGAUAGAACGAUGAAACAUUACAUAAGCCCAGUGAAGCCCUUGGGAUCAGCUACUGAUACAGUGGGUGUCUUGUCAAUCAACUCAACAGCCAAUCAGCAGCUCUUGAUCGCCUCCGUGUGUAUUUAUGCUUUGUUUUUGAUUACUGGUCUGUGCUGGGAGUUCUUAUACCGAAGAAAUCACUUCAAUCUAUUCAAGCCCACUUCACGUAACAAGGCAACCUGUAGCUUACCGUUGAUAGCGGAGCAGUUAACUGAAGUACAAGAAGCCCUUUCGAAGCUCACUUCGCAAGUCCAAAAGAUACAAGAGAGUCUGCAAGCGGUCAGAAAAACCAAACCACAAACUGGAAGCAACCAGAAUAAUUCAAGUGUCUCUGAGAUGUCCAUCAUCGAUACUGAAACAGCUACCUAAUUUAUAGUAGGUAGUAUAUGACGGCAACAAUUAAACUGGCAUUUGACAUCUAUACAGUCGAAAAACUAUAUCCCGCGUAAAGCAAAGGGAUUAGGAAUUAAGGGCGCUGUUACUUAGCAACGGCCACAGUAAUCUCGUCAGAUUAACCACUUUCGUCUGAGUUAUUGGCCAUGAUAAAUGAGUGAAUCAGUUCCAGGGUUGAUCGAAAUCUAAUUUCUCUUAAAAACACUAGGAUAUUGUUGAGCAGAUAGGUGUAGAAAAUUAUAGCUCCUAUCUGUAUUCAAUGCAAAAAUAAAGGACAUUUAUAAUUAAAAAGAGAUUAAAAUAUCAUCACAUUAGCCAGAGUUGCUAGCUAGUUCCAGUGCAGUACUGAGAAUACGAAAAUGGUCAAUUCGUUAACAGCAAAAAAGACCAAUAAGCAAGAGAAUCUAUUCUAUGUAUCGUCGAUUGCAUGAUUCGUCGAAAUACCAUUUACAUUUUAUUAAAGGUACAUGAAAAUC
This is a messenger RNA of Orbicella faveolata, 2319 nucleotides long. RefSeq lists its product as uncharacterized. The record is from RefSeq and is a predicted model, not a curated record. Lineage: Eukaryota; Metazoa; Cnidaria; Anthozoa; Scleractinia; Merulinidae. Gene Ontology annotation, biological process: potassium ion transmembrane transport; action potential. Gene Ontology annotation, molecular function: ligand-gated monoatomic ion channel activity; delayed rectifier potassium channel activity. Gene Ontology annotation, cellular component: voltage-gated potassium channel complex; membrane.